Molecule: messenger RNA, 1949 nt
Organism: Magallana angulata
Lineage: Eukaryota; Metazoa; Mollusca; Bivalvia; Ostreida; Ostreidae
Exons: 2
Coding region: 574-1830 (418 amino acids)
Source: RefSeq, a predicted model, not a curated record
CCUGUACAUGUGUACACGCGGUCACCGAUCUUACUGCACAAUGUAAUCCAUUGGAUUUAAUUAUAUAUAUAACUCACGUGCACUUUAUGCAUAACAAAGCUUGACACACUUUUAUGCCAACGCUUCCCAGGGACCCUUGUUUGGAUGCAUUAUAUUAUCAAGAUAUCGAUUCCUCUGAGAGCGAUUGGCAGAUAGAAAGAAAGAAGACAGAAGAUAGACAGAUGGAAUGAAUAGACGGAGCGUUCAGUUAUUUAUAUGUGGGUGUUAUGAGUCAGAGAGAGGGGAACACUCCAAGGAAAAUAAACACACCAACAACAAACGGAAUUAAGUGACCGGGAAAAUCUCGGCUGAUGAACUUCCCGGAGAAAAUAGAAGUAGCCCGGAUGUGACCAAGUUAAUCAACAGAAGGGACAGCGAUCUCUGUGUGUGGAGGAUUAGGCCGGUGUUAUCGAACUACUGCUGAUUGAACGUGUAUUGUUCGGCAACCCGGCGGAUUGUAUUAAAGGAAGAUUACGUAUAUUGGUGUGUGGAUCUAAACAGAGUGAUCUGACCAGUUCAUGAAUUUGGCGAGAAAUGGACGAGAUAGGAAUGACCGAGAAACAGGUGUGUGAUAGAGACACCCAAUGUGAUUCUAAAACUAAUGAAGACAAUGAAUCAACGGCAGAUGACAUUGCUGUGGAAAUAAACUCAUGCUCUAAACAGUGCAUUGGGUCUGAUUAUGAUGACAAGAAAAUAGAAAAUACAAACAACGAAACAACGAAAAUUUUAACAGAGACCAAGCAUCGCAGUGAAAAGUCUGACCAAGAAGACCCAAAAAUAGAAAAUUCAGAUACAGAACCGACAGAGGCUUUGACGUCCGUGUGUCGCGGUGAAAAAUCAUCCAAAGGCAAGACUUCCAAACGAAUUCGAUGUUAUCCCAAUGAGGCGGAAGUUGCUAAAGUGAUUGAAUUGUUCCAAGAGAGACUUGUUUUGACAUUUAAUCGCAAAAAGACAAAAUAUCAACGGAUCUUAUCAGAGCUCGGUGUAAACGCCAAACCCCACUGCGGAGAAGCCGACCACGAGGAUGAGGAAGACAUGGAAAUGAUCAUCGGUGAGACGUAUUCUAAAGCGCGGUGCAUUCGGAACUCCUUCCGGUUCGGUGGAAGCAUAAAUUUCAGAAGGUUUCUCAGAGGAUUACAUAAUGUUAUUCGUAGAAGGAAGGCAAUUCGAAUAACCAGGCCGUUGGAUAGUAUUCAGAAGGAAGAUUUUGACUGUGAGUUAAAAGCAGUAGCUUCGGAACUCUCCAUCGCGUAUGAAUAUCAAUUAGCAAUGCUAGCGGAUGCCGCGGAGGUGAAUGCGGUGGCAGAUCACGCAGUGCGGUGUAUGAUGAGGUACCUUAAGGACAAUGACGCGGUGUUCAAUCCAACCAACCUGCUACAGGCAGUGAUAGAGGAAAACCCCCGAUGCACUCUGAAGUAUCACAACAAAGAACUCCGAACGAGGAUUGUGAAAACGGACAACCUAGGGUUGCAGGUGGAUCAAAGAUGGCGGCUGCAUGACGUCUUAAAGCAGCCUGGCGUUCGCACCAUCGACAUGGAGUCGGGCCAAUAUCAGUACUUUGGGUGCUUCACCCCUUUUGGUUUUAGUUGCCGUCCGGAUAAAUAUGGCUUCCGCGGGCCUUUGCACAUAUGGAACGAAAAUGAGGGAAAAUACACACUAGUUCCGAACGAUAUGACAUCAUGUGAGUCGUCCAAACGACGGAAGAUCACUUACAACCCAAAGAAUAUUCAUCACAGCUAUGAGCCGACAUUAUGCUGUUGCCAUGACGACACGGGGUCAUGUGACAAAUAGACUUGCACGGUUCUGGAUUUCAAUAUUUAACUUUAAGAUGUGUUAUUUGUUUGAACUCUAGUCUUUUUUGUUGUUUUGUUUAUUUGAAAUAGAUUAAUAAAUUGUUUUUAAUGUUGAUA